Molecule: messenger RNA, 2515 nt
Organism: Prorocentrum cordatum
Lineage: Eukaryota; Dinophyceae; Prorocentrales; Prorocentraceae
Source: the annotation of a GenBank genome assembly
CCCCAAAGGGUUAGGGAUCCUUUUUUGGUUACUCACGGGAUCCCAGAACUCAGACACCCUCGGUAGCAAGUCAUGGGAACCUGGUAUGCCCUCUUAAUUCCGUCGGUUAGGUUCGGUUGGCGUCGAUUAGCGUCCGGGAGUCGACUAGGCAGCGCCACUGUCGAUUCCUGAUGCCGCUCUUCUUCCUUGGCCCCCAGACGCCAGGCAUGGCGUGCUGAAGAGCCAGCUGGCAUUCGACGCCUACGAGCAGGCCUGCUGCUCCUCCAGCAUCUGGCAUGGCCAGGACUUGCCACACGAGAGAGAUCGGCCACACUUUUGUGGGGAUUUGUCCACGGCCGACGUCGCAUGAGCCAAGGGGGUCUCACAGCUUGUAUUAGGGCCCCGCUCAACGGUGGACCGGGCGGACUUCGUUCCGGCUGGCAUCGCGGACCCGUAUUUGGAUGCCGCCGUGGUGCUGGGCGCGACGGGGGCGCAGAUAUCGGCAGCAGGGCAGAGGACAGGCCGCGAGAUGGCUGCGUCUGCGCACGCGUGCGACGGGAACGUCUCCCUGGUGCUCCCAUACAGCGACCAGUGGCUGCAGCAGUGCUGGGACUUCGCGCAGCAGCAUGGCCUCUCGUGGAAGCGCCACCGCCUCCAGGCCAUCGACGCGGCCGGUGCCCCGGUGAGCCCCGAGAGGCAGGCCUUCCUGGACGCAUCGGACUUCCCCCUGUCCGUUCAGUUCGUGCCCCGCGUGCCCGAAGUGGCCAUCCACAUCGACUGGAGCGCCGAUGGGAUACCGAGCCGCGCCCUCGGCGAAGGCAAGGACGAGGAGCCCAGCCCGCUCCUGGUGGACUGGAGCCGGGAGGGCCUGCCGCCCGCCGGCCAGCAGAAGGUGGUCUUCCUGGGCCCGAAGGGGGCCCUGAGGCGCCGGCGCGAGCCCCGGGCGCCGCUGAGGCCGAGCGCGCCGACGUGGGCCUUGCCGAAGCAGCAGGAGGCCCUCGCCGUGGCCGAGAUGCUGCGCCGCGCGCCGGUGCGCAGCCCAGCGUGCCCCAAAGCCCCGGCGGUGCUCCCCAGGCGGCCGCUGGGGGCGGUCAUGAAUUCGGCCCGGGCCUCAGGCCUGCCGCCCCCCGCCGCCUCGGCCGCUCCCAUCCGCCCCGCUUGCCGGCGGGCGGCCGAGCCCGGCCCCGCCUCGGCGCCCCCCGCCUUCGCCAUCCAGCGCGCGGCCCUCCGCGCGCCUCGGCCGGCCCCUGGCGGGCCCCAGCCAGCCGCUGCCCGCCGCCUCCGCCUCCACCCCCUCGCCGCGGAGCUCCGCCGGCCGCGGCGCCUCGUCUCGCUCCUGGCGCGGCUGCGCUGCGGGGCCCCCACGGCCGCCCCGAGAGUCGCGGUUCUCGUGGCGCAGGCGCCUCACUGCGCGCAGCGCCCCCUUGCAGCCUGGGCAGAGCAGCGCCGCUGGCCCGGGGCUGCUGGCCUCGCCGACCCGCUCGCCGGCGUAGCCGCAGAGGCGUCUCAUGCGCUCUGUGCUGCGGCUGCUGUCCUCUUGCCGCGGCGGCCGGGGCCGGGAUGGCCGGGCGGCGGCGGCCGCCUCGCGGCGGACCCCGCGCAGGCGGCGGGCCGCUUCGAGGAGGGCCCCGUCGUCGCCUGCGUCGGCGAGGUCGAGCUCCUCCAGCCAGGCGCCUUCUUCGGCCUCCCCUGCGCGAAGGUCGUUCCAGCGCCUCCUCGGGCUCUGGUCGCCGCCCGCCAGCGGGUCGUCGUCCGGGUCCUCGGCCUCCGAGGCGGCGAGCUCGGCGGCCGGCUCCUCCGCGGCCGCUGGGGCAGCGUGCGCCUCCGCCAUCGCCGCCAGCACCGGCUCCUGGCGCGCUGCGCCCUCGCCCCGUUCUCGAGGCUCUUCCGGCAGUUGCCUGCCGCUGCGGCGCUCCGCCUGUCGCUGCCUCGUGGCGCGCUCUUCCGCCAGCAGCUGCUGGGCGGCCGCGGCCGAAGCCCCAGCGCGCCUGGCCGCGGCGGCUGCCUGGCGGAGGGCUUCCGCCUGGCUUGCGAUGAGCUGUCGUGCGCGCUCCUGCUGCGGGCGGCCGCCUCCGCGCUUGCCGCGGCGCUGGACGGGCGGCAGCAGACUCCCCAGUCGACUACCUCGACCAUGGCCUCCAAGCGCGACGGGCAGGACAAGGGGUCGCGGGAGGACCGGCUGCGCGAGCUGAUGGUCGAGUUCCGCGAAGCGGCGGCAGAAGGCGUCCGCGUGGACGUCAUCGACCCCGAGUCGCGGCUCAUCUGCCAGGCCGUCUUCAGAAUGGAGGGGGGGGGGGACUCGGACAUGAAGUCGAUCAGUCUCCAGCCUGCCUUCUACCCGGAGAGCAGGUGGGACGUCCACGACAUCGGCUCCGUGACAAAGGAGGGGGGCGACGGUUUCAAGCGCCACGUGCCUGAGCUUGCCGACCUCAGCUCUUGCUGCAUCGGCCUGGAGCUCGACAGCGAGAUCAGGGUCCGGUGCCUGCACUUCUCGGAGGGGACCGGCAGCUGCGCGACGACUUCUACGCCUGCCUGA